GUGGUGCAAUUGAAAUUCACCAUACGCGGCGCUUUCAAAUAAUUAGGUCAAUUUUUCGUGCUUUUACACCCGUUUCGGCUUAUUAAUUCCUUCUAUCCAAAUCCAAGGGUUUUUGGAGGAGCAACAGCCUAAAAUCAUUGGGGUUUAUCUAGCACUAUUGAUUUGACGAUUGGAAAGCCAUUAUACACGGAUUAGAAGUUAACCUUACAGAAUUGUAACUCGUAGUCUUGUACCCUUGUGGGACUGCUAUUACCCAAAAGAGAUGGAGAAUUCUUCAAGUGCUGAAAAACGGAAGCUACCACAAGAAAGCUCAGAGGUGGUGGAUGCUGAAAUCAAGAACCAAGAAUCGGCAUCAAAGAAGCAACGUGUGGUUGCAAGAACUUGUGUUCAUGAGGUAGCUGUUCCAAACGGGUAUAUUUCCAGUAAAGACGAAACUAUCCAUGGGUCGUUAUCAGAUCCAGUUUAUAAUGGAAAGAUGGCGAAAACCUACCCGUUUGUUCUCGACCCGUUUCAACAAAUAUCUGUGUCAUGUUUGGAGCGUAAAGAAUCAGUUUUAGUAUCAGCACAUACGUCAGCCGGGAAAACCGCUGUUGCAGAGUAUGCAAUUGCUAUGGCUUUUAGAGACAAGCAGAGGGUCAUCUACACAUCUCCGUUAAAAGCUUUAAGCAAUCAGAAAUACCGAGAACUAAGUCAAGAGUUUUCUGAUGUCGGGUUGAUGACGGGUGAUGUCACACUCUCUCCAAACGCAAGUUGCUUAGUUAUGACAACUGAGAUUCUUAGGGGAAUGCUUUAUCGAGGAUCCGAGGUUUUGAAAGAAGUCGCAUGGGUUAUAUUUGACGAGAUUCAUUACAUGAAGGAUCGUGAAAGAGGGGUAGUUUGGGAAGAAAGUAUAAUCUUUUUACCUCCGGCUAUUAAGAUGGUUUUUCUUUCUGCAACAAUGUCAAAUGCUACCGAAUUUGCUGAAUGGAUAUGCAAUAUACAUAAACAACCGUGUCAUGUGGUGUAUACUGAUUUUAGACCGACACCUUUGCAGCAUUAUGUGUUUCCCAUGGGUGGAUCGGGAUUGUAUCUUGUAGUCGAUGAAAAUGAGCAGUUUAGAGAGGAUAAUUUCUUGAAAUUGCAAGACACUUUCACUAAGCAGAAGCAAAUUGGCGGAAAUCUAAGUGGAAACAAUAAGUCGAGUGGGAGAAUCGCGAAAGCUGGAAAUGCUUCUGGUGGUGGUGGAUCUGAUAUUUACAAAAUUGUCAAGAUGAUAAUGGAAAGAAAAUUCCAACCUGUUAUAAUCUUCAGCUUUAGCAGAAGAGAAUGCGAGCAACAUGCAAUGGCAAUGACCAAACUUGAUUUCAAUAGCCCAGAAGAAAAAGAAGUGGUGGAGCAGGUUUUCAAAAACGCUAUAUUAUGCCUGAGUGAAGAAGAUAGAAACCUCCCGGCAAUUGAGUUAAUGUUGCCAUUAUUGCAACGGGGCAUUGCUGUUCAUCAUUCUGGCCUUCUUCCUAUUAUCAAAGAACUUGUAGAACUUUUAUUUCAAGAAGGCCUUGUAAAAGCACUUUUUGCAACAGAAACAUUUGCUAUGGGGUUGAACAUGCCUGCAAAAACGGUUGUUUUUACUAGUGUUAGGAAAUGGGAUGGUGAUAGCCAUCGGUAUGUAGGAUCUGGAGAGUACAUUCAGAUGAGUGGGAGAGCUGGACGUCGUGGCAAAGAUGAACGUGGUAUUUGUAUCAUAAUGAUUGAUGAACAGAUGGAGAUGAAUACUCUCAAGGACAUGGUGCUAGGGAAACCAGCGCCACUAGUCAGUACUUUCAGGCUGAGUUACUACUCAAUAUUAAACUUAAUGAGACGGGCCGAGGGCCAAUUUACAGCAGAACAUGUUAUAAAAAAUUCUUUUCACCAGUUUCAGUAUGAAAAGACCUUACCUGAUAUUGGGAAAAAGGUUGCCAAGCUAGAAGAUGAAGUAGCUAAGCUCGAUGCUUCUGGAGAGGCUGAUGUUGCUGAAUAUCAUAAGCUUAAACUUGAAAUCACCGAACUAGAGAAGAAGAUGAUGACAGAACUAACAAAACCCGAAAGAGCUCUAUUAUUUCUUCUACCUGGUAGACUGGUUAAGGUUAGAGAAGGUGGAACAGACUGGGGGUGGGGAGUGGUGGUUAAUGUGGUUAAAAAACCACCGCCACAACAAGGCUCGUUACCCGCUACAUCACGUGGUAGUAGCUAUAUAGUAGACACUUUGCUUCAUUGUUCUAUUAGUUCAAGCGAAAGUGGUUCUCGCCCUAAACCAUGCCCACCGCGUUAUGGUGAAAAGGGUGAAAUGCAUGUGGUUCCUGUUCAGUUACCUUUGAUAUCAGCAUUGAGCAAGCUUAGAAUAACAAUUCCUACCGAUCUUCGUCCAUUGGAAGCACGCCAGAAUAUAUUAUUGGCAGUUCAAGAGCUUGAAAAGAGGUUUCCACAAGGUCUUCCAAAACUGAAUCCCGUUAAGGAUAUGGGCAUCGAAGAACCUGAAUUUGUCGACCUGGUAAAUCAGAUCGAGAAACUCGAACAGCAGUUGCUUUCUCAUCCGUUAAACAAGUCUCAAGAUGAAAACCAGAUCGAAUGUUUCAAGAGGAAAGCAGAAGCAAAUCAUGAGAUUCAACAAUUGAAGACAAAAAUGCGCGAUUCACAGCUUCAAAAAUUUCGCGAUGAGCUUAAAAACCGAUCACGGGUUUUAAAGAAACUUGGACAUAUUGAUUCUGAAGGGAUAGUGCAAGUGAAGGGUCGGGCAGCAUGCUUAAUUGACACAGGAGAUGAACUCUUAGUAACUGAAUUAAUGUUUAAUGGUACCUUUAAUGACCUGGAUCAUCAUCAAAUUGCGGCACUCGCAAGUUGCUUUAUUCCAGGAGACAAAUCAAGUGAACAAAUACAUCUAAGAUCGGAACUUGCGAAACCACUACAGCAGCUUCAAGAUAGUGCACGAAGGAUAGCGGAGAUACAACAUGAAUGCAAAUUGGAAGUUAAUGUGGAUGAGUACGUGGAAGCAGUAGUUAGACCAUUCUUGAUGGAUGUUAUAUAUUGUUGGUCAAAAGGAGCAUCUUUUUCAGAAGUUAUACAAAUGACUGAUAUCUUUGAGGGGAGUAUCAUAAGACUCGCUAGAAGGCUUGAUGAGUUUCUAAAUCAGUUACGUGCUGCUGCUCAUGCUGUUGGAGAAGCGGGCUUAGAGGAAAAGUUUGGUGCAGCCAGUGAAAGCCUACGCCGAGGUAUUAUGUUUGCAAAUUCUUUGUAUUUGUGAUCAAGUUAUUUAAGAUUUUAUCUUUCAAUUGUAUUUUUGGUUUAACAUGAUAAGCAACACACACCACAUAAAAUUAGGUGGUGUCGGAUUCCGUUAAUUUAUAGCAACAUGGUUUGCUUUUUACCACAGUAUCUGUUUUCAUUUC
This is a messenger RNA of Helianthus annuus (common sunflower), 3401 nucleotides long. Its product is annotated as DExH-box ATP-dependent RNA helicase DExH10. Gene Ontology annotation, biological process: RNA catabolic process; maturation of 5.8S rRNA. Gene Ontology annotation, cellular component: nucleus. Bases 263 to 3256 code for a protein of 997 amino acids. The transcript is spliced from 17 exons. The record is from RefSeq and is a predicted model, not a curated record. Gene Ontology annotation, molecular function: RNA helicase activity; ATP binding; RNA binding. NCBI's taxonomy places the organism in Eukaryota, Viridiplantae, Streptophyta, Magnoliopsida, Asterales, Asteraceae.